This is a messenger RNA of Eimeria necatrix, 2525 nucleotides long. RefSeq lists its product as hypothetical. NCBI's taxonomy places the organism in Eukaryota, Apicomplexa, Conoidasida, Eucoccidiorida, Eimeriidae. The record is from RefSeq and is a predicted model, not a curated record. The transcript has a single exon. The annotation marks the transcript as partial. Gene Ontology annotation, cellular component: nucleus.
GGGACCCCCCGGGGGACCCCCCCGGGCUGGGGGGGGCCUCGGGGGGGGCCCCUGGGGGGGCCCCCUGGGAGAGGCGCCAAGGGGGGCCCCCAGGGGGGGGGCCCUCGGGAGGGGCGAGGGGCCCCCAGCAAAGCGGAAACGGGGGGGCCCCCAAGGCCGGGGGGGCCCCACAAAGUGAACCCUUGAGCCUCCUUGACCUGGAGCUUGCAGAUACCCCCAGCCAGGGGCCCCCCACGGCUCUUGCAGGGACAGCUGCGGGGGCUGGGGGGGCCCCCAGUUCUCCUGCUGCUGCUGCUGCUGCUGCUGCUGCUGCUGCAGCGGGGGCCCCCCAGCUGGUGCUGCUGGGGGCCCCCAGGCUGCCAUCGCCGCCGCCGCCGCCGCCUGCAGCGCCGCGACCAGCAGCAGCAGCUGCAGCAGGGCUGGCGUCUGCUUCUGAAGCUGCGCCUGCUGCAGCAGCAGCAGCAGCAGCAGCUGCUGCUGCUGCUGCUGCUGUGAGGUCCGGGGGCCCCUCCCCACCCCCAACUGAAGACCCUUGGGCUGUCUUCAGCAGCCUUUCUUCUCUUGAGGGACUUUCUGGAAAUUCUUCUGUCUCCGGCGGCUCCCUCUCUCCCCCCAGAAUACCCCACAGCAGCAGCAGCAGCAGCAGCAGCAGCAGCAGCAGCAGCAGCAGCAGGGGCAGCGGGCCUUUGGGGGCCCCCGCUGGGGUUUCGACGGGGCCCUUCAUGUCCCCCUCUCAUUUGCAGACGCAGCUGGCGCAGUGGGCCCCAGCAAACACUGCAGCAGCAGCAGCAGCACCAGCAGCAGCAGCAGCAGCAGCAGCAGCAGCAGCAGCAGCGCCUCAAGUGACCCUAGCGGGCAUCGCUGGCAGGGCCUCGUCUCCGGGGGGCCCCCAGGGACUGCAGCAGCAAACAGCAGCAGGACCCUACAGGGCCUUGGGGGCCCCCGAGGGGCCCCCAGAGUCCUCUCCGUGGCAGUCCUUUUCAUUUGGGGACUUUGUGGCAGCAAGUAGUCCACGGGGGCCCCCCCAGCAGCAGCAGGGGCCCCCCCCGCAGCAGCAGGGGCCCCCAGGACCCCAGGGCCCCCCGGGGCCCCAGGGGCCCCAGGGGCCCUCGGGGUCCCCGGGAUCCCUGGGGGCCCCCGGGGCCCUGGGGGCCCCCGGGCCCCUGGGGGCCCCAGGGGCCCUGGGGGCCCCCGGGGCCCUGGGGGCCCCCGGGGCCCUGGGGGCCCUGGGGGCCCCCCGGCCUGGGGGCCCAGUACCCUGGGGGGGCCCCCCACCUUUUGGGAAUCGCCUGGCGCUCAUGGGGCCCCCCGCGCCCCGCAGUUUAGAAGAAGAUCCAUUUGCGGAUUGUGGGCCCGUGCCCCAGCAGCAGCAGCAGCAGCAGCAGCAACUGCAGCAGCAGCAGCAGCAGCGGCAGCAGCAGCAGCAGCAGCAGCCGGGCGUGCACGCGUUUGCAGCAACAGUGGGGCAGGGGCUGCCUGCUGCAGCUGCUAGUGGCGGUGAUCCCCGUCAGCAGCAGCAGCAGCAGCAGCAGCAGCAGCAGCAGCAGCAGCAGCUAGAGAGCAGCAGGACUCCAAUGUCUUCUGCUUCUCAGAGCCCCUUGAGUACCCUUUCAGCAGGGGGGGCCCCCGCUGCUGCUGGGGGGCCCCCCGCUGCUGCUGCAGCGUGGCCCGACGUGGAGACCCGAACUGCAGCAGCAGCAGCAAAAGGGGAGGGGGGCCCCCCAGUACCCAACGGCCUCCAGGGGCCCCAGCCCAGCAGGCCCUUCCCGGGGGGCCCCCCAGUACCCUCGGGGGGGGCCCCCCUGGACUUGGCCUUAAGCAAGAAGCAGCAGCAAGAGCCAGCCUGGCCAGGGGACAUAAUCCGUGAAGAAGUCCCGGCUCGCCAGCAGCAGCAGCAGCAGCAGCAGCAGCAGCAGCAGCAGCAGCAGCAGCAGCAGCAGCAGCAGCUGUGGCCUGGGUCCCCCUCUGACGCCACACCCCUCGCCUCUGCUGCUGCUGUUGAUGGCCGCAGGUUCUCUUUUGGGGCCCCCCAAAGGGACCAGGGGCCCCCCGAGGGGCCCCUUAGCCCCAAGGGGGGCCCCCAGUACCCUCCCAGUUCUUGGAAGGGGCCCCAAGCACCCUUUUCUGCUUCCCAAGGGGACAAAACCAAGAGGGGCCCCUCCCCGCACAAGUACUCUCCCCGGGCCUCUCUGGGGGCCCCCGGGGGCCCCCCUGGGGGCCCCCCUGGGGGGCCCCCUGGGGGCCCCCCUAUGGGGGCCUACGUGGGGGCCCCCCUGGGGGCCCCCGAGGGCCUCCAGCCUCUCGGGCCCUCCCCACAAGAACGCGCUGCUGCUGCUGCUGCGGGGGGCCCCUCUGCUGCUGCUGCGGGGGGCCCCUCUGCUGCUGCUGCGGGGGGCCCCCCUGCUGCUGCUGCUGCGGGGGCCCCUGCUGCUGCUGCUGCGGGGGCCCCCGACAGCGACCUUCUCGAGAAAGUCCACCAGCAGUUAGAUGAAAUGGCCUUCAACUUAAACCUCUCAGAGUUGUAG